This is a messenger RNA of Lodderomyces parapsilosis, 807 nucleotides long. RefSeq lists its product as uncharacterized. Lineage: Eukaryota; Fungi; Ascomycota; Pichiomycetes; Serinales; Debaryomycetaceae. The transcript has a single exon. Gene Ontology annotation, biological process: proteasome assembly. The record is from RefSeq and is a predicted model, not a curated record. Gene Ontology annotation, cellular component: cytosol; nucleus. The coding region runs from base 1 to 807 and encodes 268 amino acids.
AUGUCUACCUCUUCAUACACUCCAGUUGAUUUCAAAACUCAGCCUGAUUUUUCCGGAUCAACGUUGAUUAUUCCUUCAGUAUCGAUUGGGAAUAUUCCUCAGCUAACUAUUGAUUUACUCAUUCACACCUACUCGUUAACCAAGAUUGGCUACUUGGAUGACUUGUAUCUUUAUCCAUUUGCGUCACCAAUCGACUAUGUAACUUCAACUCCAGAGUACGGAAUAAGCCAUUCCAUUGAAGUGUAUUACUCGCCUAAGUUAAAUAUCACUGUUGUUCAACAACGAAGUCCGAUAAUACCCACGUACACACUGACUUUUGUUGACCAAGUACUUAUUCCAUUCAUAAACGCAUAUCGUUUCGAAAAUGUUUUGAUACUCAAUUCAUCAGAUGCCGGUUUAGUUGAAAGUGUCAACAGUGGCGAUAUCAAAAUAUACGACACUGAGGAUUUGAUCAGCACAAACUUGGAAAACUUGUCAUUAACUACUUCAGUACCUGAAUCAAAUGAUCCAAAGGAUAAAGAAGGAGAGAAAAACUCCAAAUUUGCCACGCUGUUGGCCAAAGCUAUCAUCUCUCAUAAUGGCGAAAGCGGCACUAAGUCGAUAAACAUAAAAGUGAUUGUCAGCUAUGUUUAUGAAGGUGACAAUUUUUACGAUGCUGAAAAGUCGGCAACUAAAUUGAAGGAAGUUUUGAACCUACAGGAAAAGGAUGGUGGUGCAGGUGAUAAUUGGACCAAGCCUGUUAGUUGGUUAGGUGCGUAUGGUGACAAGUCAGUGCCAAAUGCAAUGGAAGAGGGGAUAUUCGGUUAA